Fundulus heteroclitus (mummichog) is the source of this 2215-nucleotide messenger RNA. It is a transcript of the gene f2rl1.2, whose product is annotated as coagulation factor II (thrombin) receptor-like 1, tandem duplicate 2. Gene Ontology annotation, biological process: blood coagulation; positive regulation of Rho protein signal transduction; thrombin-activated receptor signaling pathway. NCBI's taxonomy places the organism in Eukaryota, Metazoa, Chordata, Actinopteri, Cyprinodontiformes, Fundulidae. Gene Ontology annotation, molecular function: thrombin-activated receptor activity. The record is from RefSeq and is a predicted model, not a curated record. The transcript has 2 exons. The coding region runs from base 135 to 1292 and encodes 385 amino acids. Gene Ontology annotation, cellular component: membrane.
UACGCGCAAGUUCGGGCAGGUAGUCUCGGGGUGUGUCCUUCAACGCUGAGCAGAUCUUAUCGGACUCUUUUAGACGGGAGCUCAGGUCAGAGGCGACCAGAGGAAGACGGAUUCCGAGUUCUGUGCGCACGAAUAUGGAUUCCAAAUGGAUAUUGUCGGUUCUGUUGGUUAUUGGCUGUGCUUUUGCUGAGGUUACCCCACCGAAAAAAACAGGUCGAGGUUUUAUUGGAAUAAAGAACGACGACGACAACACAGCGACUAUUGAUCCUGCAGCAAUAGCUGCUCUGAGGAGCGGUCUUACCACCGUUUUCUUCCCGAUCGUCUACUCCGUUGUGUUCGUGGUUGGGCUCACAGCAAACGGGAUGGCCAUAUGGGUGUUCCUCUUCAGGACCAAGAAGAAGCACCCUUCCUCCAUCUACAUGGCCAACCUUGCCCUGGCCGACCUGCUGUUUGUGGUUUGGAUGCCUCUGAAAAUUUCCUACCACGUAAACGGAAACGACUGGAUCUACGGGGAGCCCCUGUGCAAAGUCCUCGUGAGCUUCUUCUACGGGAACAUGUACUGCUCCGUGCUCUUCAUCACCUGCCUCAGCGUGCAGAGGUACUGGGUCGUGGCCCACCCGCUGUCUACCCAGAGGAAGAACAACAAAGUCGCUAUCGGUGUCUGUGCGGCCGUCUGGGCUUUCAUUUGGAUCACCUCCAUCCCUCUGUACCUGUAUGACCACACAGCUAAGAUCAACGGGAUGAACAUAACAACCUGCCAUGACGUCACCAUAGUAGACCCCAAAGAUCCAUACGCCUCUAUCAAACACCCGCUCUUCUACUUCAUGUUCAUGAGCACAGUCGCGUUCUUCGUCCCUUGCAUAGUGAUCAUUGCGGCGUACGUCCUGUUACUCCAAACCCUGGGGAACAGCAUGGAAGAAAGCACGUCGGGAAAGAUGCGACGAAAAGCCUUCUUGCUGAUCUUGGUGGUCCUGCUCACCUUCCUGGUCUGCUUCGUCCCCAGCAACAUCAUGCUGGUGAUACACUACGCCCUGCUCAAAGCCGGCCAGGCGAACAACGGCUACGGCUUUUACGUCACGACGCUGUGCCUGGCGAGUCUCAACAGCUGCCUGGACCCUUUCAUCUACUACUUCGUGUCGGACGAGUUCAGGGAGCACGUGAAGAACACGCUGCUGUGCCGGAGCAGCAGGACGGUGGAACGGGAGAAGGUCACGUUCAGCUCCAUGAAGUACUCCAAGAAGACCAAGUCGUUCGUGUCAGCGAGCAACAACACGGAGAGCAGCAACUGUUAGGAGACGGAGAGAACGGACCGAUCGGAUCAAGCAGUGCGCCGCGCUGUAGGCGCGUUGUCUCUCCUGCACUGACGAUGUAGUCCACCCAAACUCGGCUCAGGGCUCAACCAAAGAUGAACUCUAAACCUUCGGAGGACGCUGUUUUGCUGUGUGUGUGACUGUAUCAUGAGCUUCUGCUCGCUGUUAAAAUGUGAAUGGUUAGGAUUUUUCUUCUGUGUUAUAUUCUGUGUAAAUAGAUCUAAAAGGGAGGUCAACUGUUAAAGACUGACAUUUAUUGCAUGAGGUGCACCAAUCAGGCUUUUCCUGGCGGAUCUAGGUUGCCGGCGUUUAAGGUCUGACCUGCUGAUGACGAUAUUUGGAAAAAAAAUCAAAUCAAAUGCUAUUCCUCAUAAAAGAGAAAAAGAGCUGUUUGCAGGUUCUCCAGUAAAAGUUACAGUUCUGAACGCAACAGAAAAAUGAAAAACAUUACAAGAUCAUCACCGUUUCUGCAUUUAAACAUACAUUUUAAACUUUGUUUUAUUUAUUUUUUUGUUUUGUUUGUUCACUCAACAAAGUGCAAAAGGCCUGCUGUCGAUUGAUGAGCUCAUAGACUGUAAAAAGUGGGACUUCUUAUUUCUGAGCAUAAAAUGACAUUUUUAGUAUUUGUCCUGCUGAUCAACAAUCAGCAGAUAAUUGUCCAACUCCGAUUUCUUGCCGGUUGAUUGGUGCAUCUUUGUAUAUAUGUACAUGUUAUACUGCAGGUUAGUGCAAAUGAGAUCUGUUUAAAAACGGCUACAGUUUUAGUGAUUUGCAAGAGAAUUUGCAAAACGAGAAAUAUUUAUUUUUUUAUUCAUAUAUUUUAUGUUGCUUGUUUGACAUGUUCUGUCAGCCGUUUAAACUCAUUUUAAACCUUUUUUAAAUAAAAAAAAAAGAACAACCAUUGA